AUAUGCACAUUGCCCAAUUGUGCUAAAGGUCGCUUAAAGUACACCCGAGCAAAUAAACACUCAUUCUCGUCUGAAAAUCGUGAGUAUUAUUAUACAUCUCUGCAGCGUUGUCGCAGACCGAAGUAUACGUCGAACGUGUCAGGUAGUUGCUGAUAAAUGUCCGCCAUUGGAGGCUAUACAAAGUAUUGCAACUCUUUCCUCAAAGUGUCAGACUGGCCUGAUUGAUGAAGAGGGGUUUCACUUUCGUAAUGUAAACGCGGCAAGAUCGAAAAUGCGUAGGCGACUGUUCAGACAAACAAGGACACGUAACGAGAUUCGGGGGAACUUGAACCAAGCGAGAAUGGAGAGAUUUCUUCCAUGCAUGGUGCAAGACUGAGAUGAAAACCAUUCCUGCCAAAGAACACCCUAUUGACGUGGAUUCGGCCUUCUCAAAGACACUAAAACUUCAAAGAGAUUCGGGAAUAUACUUGAAGAAUAUUCUUAGACACGUGGAACAAAAUACAUUUUGUCAGCAGAUUGGUUUUCUUCACAUGUCCUUGAAGUAAUUCAUGAGGUGACAGUGCCAUCGUCCCAACAACAUAAUUUUACUUCAUAUCAUGGCUUUAUAUAAGGAGAUAUUGUGAAAAAGUUCUGACAACGUUUACUAAAAGAAUCCUGAAAGGAGGAACCCGGGAGAAAAGAAAUAGCUAUUCGUAUGUCUUGACUGCUUUCAAAUAUGUAAAGGAAAUAGAAAGUGCUUCAAGCGGCAUUGCCUCAGGAUAUCAAAGAUUGUUAAAAGAUAGAUAAACAUGAAAAAGUAAAUGGCACGCCCGGUAUUAUCUCGUGCUGCUGAGCCUAUUAGAAUGCAUGUUGAAAUAUGCACUCUGGAAAUUUCACCGAAGGCUAAGGGGACCAACGUUACAUUUUCUUUCUAGGACACAGCAGCAUCAUAUGCAAAAAGAUAAACAAUGCUCUCUAGAGCAGCCCGUUCAGGUGCACUCCGCAUUGGAAGAAUCUUGUCAUGUAAAAGGAGGUUUUGGCCCGUCCUCGCUGUAGUGAUAACCAUCAUCUAUUUAAUAGCAUCCUUGUCAUUCAUGAUACAAGACAAGUCUCUGUCGAGUCUUGGAUUCGUUCAUAAUUCUGAUGAGCAGCUGGAGCAAUUGGUUGGCCGGACUCUGCCAAGAGUGAAAGACCAACCGCCGUCGUCCUGCAAAGCGAACAUUGAGGUGGUCACCCAUCGGACUCUUGGAGAUGGAUGCUUCUUCAAAGAUAGAAUUCAAUGCGAGGGCAUGCCGACAAUCAAUUCCGCUUUCUUCGACGUCGUCGACAGAAAUGUGGUUUUCAUCGGCACUCUUUUCCAGAAUGAGUCCUGGAUCAACGAGACAUUUAUUUGCGAAUUUCCAGACAGUAAUGUAUCGUUGGUAGAUCCAGUGGUUAUCGAUGAUCGCAGCAUGGGUACACAACCUCAGUAUGUUUUCGUCAUGACUUGCCCAAUCCCUGAUAUUUAUUUUACCUCCUUCUUACCUCAUAACCUUCCAGAUAGGCUUCACGUGAACCUCUUGGAAAAUUCAACUCUAUUUCAAAGCUACCGCGACGUUCCGCUCUGUAAGGCUGGUUGGAAUAAAGUCCACUACCUUGCCAUCUGUACCAUGGUGAAUAACGUCGAUGAGUACUUUGAUGAUUGGUUGUUGUACUACCGCUAUAUGGGGAUCGACCACGUGUACGUUUACGAUAAUUCUAAAGAUGGGACAAUAAUCGGUGUUCUCGAUCGCUUUAUCAGUCUCGGUUUCGUUACCGUCAUCCCCUGGUCGCAUACCUUCACGCCGACCAAAACCUACCUUGAGGUUCAAAUCGCUCACGAAAACGACUGCCUUUGGCGACAUCGUCACGACACAGAUUGGAUUCUGAAAAUCGACGUCGAUGAAUUCAUGCAGCCGAUGUUCGAGACCGAGACAAGACUGGUCGAUUUCCUGCACGAGUUUGAGCAAACGUUACCACCAUCCAUCGGCAUCGUCCGCGUUCGAAACUGGUUCUUUUCGCGCCCGUCAUCGAACGUCAGCAAGGAGAUCAUGUCGGGGAAAUCGGUCAUCGAGAGAAACCCCUGGCGCAGCCCUGAACCGACUAGAGAGGGGCGUGGUCGCGAAAAGUGUUUCAUCCGCCCGCAGUGGGUGCAUUACUUUAAGAUCCACGCCAUGAAACUCGGUGGGGACAGCGUCACCUUGGAUCCACAGACUGAAAUACGUCUUGUGCAUUAUAGAAGUGAGAAUCCCCGCCACAGAAACUUUCGUAUUCACAAGUUUAUUCCAGACAAUAGCAUGGUAAAUCUGUGGAAAUCCAUAAAUAGAUGGGUCCUUUUCACAAAAGACAGAGUAGUCAUGUAUGGGUAUAGAGAACAUUUAUAUAAAACAUGAUUAGUCACCAUUAAUGAAAUAUAUGGUCACGAAGUCUUAUUUAUUAACCUUUAAAAUUGAAUUCAACUCGUGCAUUAGCGUAGAGUGCUGGCGCUGUAUGCGUGAAACGUGUAAUUUAUUUCAAACAGUUUAUGCACUUAAAAAAAAUCUUUCGCAGUGAUUAUACAAAGUAAAAAACAUUAUGAUGAAAUUAAAAAACUAUGGCAAUA
Messenger RNA from Strongylocentrotus purpuratus (purple sea urchin), 2599 nucleotides. RefSeq lists its product as uncharacterized. Lineage: Eukaryota; Metazoa; Echinodermata; Echinoidea; Camarodonta; Strongylocentrotidae. The record is from RefSeq and is a predicted model, not a curated record. Bases 948 to 2390 code for a protein of 480 amino acids. The transcript has 2 exons.